This is a messenger RNA of Auanema sp. JU1783, 5895 nucleotides long. NCBI's taxonomy places the organism in Eukaryota, Metazoa, Nematoda, Chromadorea, Rhabditida, Rhabditidae. The record is from the annotation of a GenBank genome assembly.
AUGUCUAAACAUCCCAUUAAAAAAACUGAUAUUACUAGUCCUGAUUUUGAUGUUGAUGUGUACUUGUCCCAACAGCUAAGGGAGAAAUCAUUAGAUGAACUUGUUAAGGAAGAAGAAGAAAUGGUGACUUCGGUCAGGAGACUAGACUCCGACAUUCAUCAACUUGUAUAUGAGAAUUAUAAUAAAUUUUUGACUGCUACAAAUACUGUAAGAAAAAUUCAAGAUGAAUUCAACCUCUUAGAUAAUGAAAUGGACUCACUGGGGAGUAGUAUGAAACAAAUAUCAGAUGUAAUAGACGAUAUGGGAGGUGUAUUAUGUGGACAAAGGGAAGACUUAGCGCAAUUAGGAAGUUCUUAUAAAGUUGUGAGAAGCUUGCAAUUCAUAUUCGACUUACCUUCCGUGUUAACUGCACACUUUGAAGAGAGAAAGUUCUCUGAUAUUGUCCGGAUUUCCACGCUGGCUAAGAAAGCUUUACAUAAGUACAAAGACAUUGCAACUGUCGCCAUAAUUCUGGAAAAAACAGAAAAAAUCAUUGAAGCAACGGAGAAGGAGCUAAGAGAAACUAUCUAUGGCAAGACCGAUCAAAUGGAUUUGGUAACUGAAUCUCUCGAACUAUUACUUGUACUUUCCGAUGAUCUUUCCGAGGUUCAAAACUUACUUUUGCACGUAGCGGAAACUGUUUUAAAUAACGACUUAUCCAGUUUGGAAAGCAUAUCUGCGGAUGUCUUAGAUAUGAUAGACAAAGCUUGUGGCUCCUUUAUUCCGAACUUAACACUUUUCGCAAAUCUUCAUCAAAAAUUAUUCCCGAAGGACAAAGACGUUCUUCUUAAAAUGCUAACAACUAAACUGGAUGAGUUUUAUCCCAUAGUUCAAAAGAUAUUUUUGUCAACUUCUGAUCCGAAAGAUUGCUCUAUUGUGGUGAGAGCGCUCGAUAGAUAUUAUCGCAAGAUGUCCACCUGUCCUCAUGUGAUACCUGGGCUUGACUGUUCUGUUUCCUCUGUAGCUCUCAUAAAAGAGGUAUCGAAGCACGAGAUUUCCAUAUCACGACAACGAAUCAAAGACGAAGUCUAUCGUGCUCUAGUUGAAGCGGCGGAUUCGGUUUCUGAUAAGACUACCGAUGUUCAAAGUGUUGCCAUCAAAAUAGAACACGCAUUUCUAUUCCAAGUGAAAACCGCACUAGCAAACCUUCUCCUCUUCAUUGCUAGUGAUGUCACCUUCUCCAGUCUGCCGCAUGAAGAAUUUCAGAAUGAUUUCGCUAAAAAUGUAUAUGAGAACUUACUGAUAGGGAGUUUUAAAGAUUUUUCUGACACCGCUAUCGCGAUAGGUAUCCCAGAAAGUAAAACGAAAGGUUUUCAAUGUUUGCUAACGCUUAUCUACGCUACGACACUUCAUCAUUUGUCUAAUAAGUCGGCGUUGUAUCUGCUAAGUUUAUGUAAAGAACAGUUCGCCUUAGGCAGCAAUGAAUCCGUAACAAAUUCUACAGACGCUUCUGCCAUUCUCAAAUCAAGUGGCCAUACAUUGAUUCAAUCAUACAGUCAUUCCAGAGGAUUGGAGCUUGGCGAGUAUCUUUUGAAACAAUGUAAUUAUUCAAGUGUAACAGAGUCCUCUCCUACAGGUGUCACCAAAGUUGUGAAAAAUGUUGUUGAACAACUCGAUGGGAUCGAUCGGUUACUUCAAGAGUCGUUCGGUGGUGAUUCUAGAAAGGAAAACCGUUCUCGACGUUUACCCGAUGCUCCACGAGAUUCUUUAUGGUGUGAUCGCAUAGAUUUUCAUCAACAAGUUCAUUUCAAUCGGAGCUCAAUGUUGACAGCAAUCGUGAAGAUAAUGCUGAAGUCCUUCAUAGAAUAUAUUAGAUUGGAUACUUACAGCAAGGAUGCUGUAAAACAAAUUCAGGUUGAUUGCUGUUAUUUCCAAAGGCAUUUAGCUCCUUUAGUAUCUGACGAAGUCGUAGUCAAUUCCAUGGUUGACCAGGCAUUAUCGUCCGCUUUAAAGAGAUGCAUAGAUCCAGUUCUAAUUCAUCCGAGCAAACUGUCUCAAAUUUGUAAUGAAAACAAAGAAUUAUUAAUGGAACGCUCCAAGAGUUUAUCUAAUAUAGUAAAGUGUAAGCAGAAAUAUAGAGGAAGAUCUAGUGCCAAAAACAGAUAUAAUGGCAGGAGGAGCAAAAAUAGUGUUUAUGAAUAUGAAGAUGAUUUUUGUACUAACAACGAGAGUGUUCAUUUUUUAUCUGUUGUUAGACGAGAAGAUAGUUAUUCACGUUCAGAUGACAUCGUCAGUACCGCCAAGACUGAUAGGACUAAUGAAAAUAACAGAUAUCAGUUGCAAAAUUUAUUACAAAGUUUAUUAAAAACUGAGGAUGAUUCUAAUAGGAUAUCAAAAAGAGCAUGCGAAGGACAACAACGCUUUCUAAUUAAUGGAUAUGAUUUCGUUGAUAUUCUCUGGUUGACUCUCAAAACUUAUCUAUCUGAUCUACCCUGUGCGCUUGCAUCCGUGGGGUGUGCUGAUCUGGAUAAGUGGAUCUCUGAAACUAGAAAAACAAAGUGCACAGCAGUGAUUAACAGUGUUCUUAACUUUCAAGUUACUGUUCCUAUUUCUAAAAGUGUGUCGUCAUCUAUGAAUUCUGUAUAUCUGUUACAUAUUAUUGAUGUGAGGAAAGGAGUGAUAGAGCUGCUAGAUAGCUUUGAUAAAUUUUCCAACUUAUUCCCUAACACGAGAAGUAUGAAAGCUUUUCUGAUGAAAACGACCUAUAAAGACAAAAUUAAUGUUCUGGAGGAUCGACUCAAUGUUUUGAACGCUUGGCUUAAUACAGUGAAUGAUCUGAACGACAAGAUUGAACAGUUCCGAACACUUUUCCGGGUAGGUUCAAAUGAUCCUUGGCCUAAAAAUUUGGAUACUUCUGAUGAUGAAGACUUCGUUCCUUGUCCAUGCAUUAAAACAGCAAAACAAGUGUUUCGCAAUGUUGUCAGGAGCUCACUCAGUCUCAAAGGUAUGAAAAAGCUUUUGGGCAGAGUCAGCUCGAUAAGUGAUGUCACAAUCACAAAAACAUCGGCACAGUUCAUGAAAAGAGUUAAGAGCUAUGCAGAGGCUGCUGAUAAAAAGAAGGCUGAUUCUAUAAAUCUCUCGGAUUCUCAGAAAGUUCGUUUUCAAGCGGACGAAGCUCCAAAAUAUGGAACAAACAGCAUUCUGUUCGGCGAGAUGCAACUGCCUACUUAUGUACCUUUUUUCAAGUUCCUAGUAGGCAUUAAAAUGGAGCUGAUACUUGAAUGGCUUGCUGUCAGGCAUGAAAUCAAGCUAGAAAACAGUAAUCAUCAAGAACCGCUGAUUCUUGAAGCUAUCAUGGAGGAUUGCCGAGAUUGUGUGGAGGAGACAAUAUUGUCUAGGAAAAACUAUGCUAUGAUUGUAAAUGCAACGGGAGAUAUGUUUUGCCAUAAAUAUGAGGAUUCGCUGGACGAAAGCCUUCUACAUGUAUAUACUAACUAUUUAAAUUACUUGAGCAAUUGGUCUUGUGCUAUAUCUGAUGAAUAUGCUGAUUUAUGGAGUGUUCUGGAGAAUGAAUGGACAGUGGCUUUGAGGUUAUCCAGAUAUAUUUAUAUGGGGCUUAACUACCAAUCUUCUUAUUUUUUGAGCCUCAUGUCGAAUCUCUUUGAGAAAUGUGUUGUGUCCUAUUUUGAGACCGCGAACAACACUACCGAUACUCAACGUUCUUGGAAUUAUCAGCUUUCCGGGAAUAAUGAAGCAGUUCAAUUAUGCCGAGAGUACAAUCGAAUUCUUACCAACGUGCAAAAAAGAUCUCAGCGCAUAUGUGCUUUACUUCAAACAAUCUCAUCGCAUUUACAAAUUGCCUCUGGUUAUGAAAUGAGCUGUAAUAUAGUCCAUGCUGUAAAAGUAUUGCAACAAAACCAUUAUCUGAUUGAAACAGAUAGACACAGUGGUGUUGCCCUUGUAGUAGAUGAAGAAGCUAUGAGCACCAACUCUUAUGAUGGGCUCUGUUUGUCCUUGUACAAUUGUAGCAAAAUUGAGAAAAUGAAAGACGAUCAUGUAGAUUCUCCAGAACCAGACCGUGUUUCGAGAGAUAACUUAGCUUUGCAAUUUAAAUCUCAUGGUGACGCAGGCUUGUCUAAUUGUAGCAAACCUAAGAAAAUAAAAGGAUAUCUUAUGGUGAUUCCUGAUCCUGACCGUGUAUUCAGAAAUAACUGGAGCAUGAAAAGACUGAGAACUCAACAGGAAGAAGAGCUAGUUGCUUUACGUCAACUAAGAACGGACAUAGUUUGCGUCAUCGGCACUUUCGGACUCAACGACAGCCGUCUAAAAAAAAUACUCAAGUUAAAAACUCUUCGUUGCUCUACUUACGAAAACAUAGAUUCACAUAUAUCUUCUGCUCAAGAAAAUUUGCUUGAUCAGAUUGAAAAGUUAUGGAAGAGCGUUACUGAUUUGAAAUCAGGUUUUGAUGACGAAACAGACAUCGGUGAUAAUGUAAUAACAAUGUUCCGCCAGGCGUUCAAUACUAUGUUCCAGUUGCAUCGUGAAACUUAUAGAGUUUUAGCUGAAACCGGUACUGAUGAGCAGCAGAAAAGUUUCCUGAAGCAGACUUUAUCCCUUGUGAACAAUUGGGUAAAAUUCGUGAAAGAUAUGAACAAUGAUUCCUCGAAUGAUACUGAUUAUUCCAUGGAAGUCGAUCUCCUCACAAUCAAAGAAAACUUACUCUCUAUUCCUGUGUGGUCUCGAUCAGCUUUUAACUUUUUCUUGUUUCUAGUGGAGAAAUGUUCGAAUUUGAUGACAGAUCGGCAGUUUGAGAGUCUGCAAAUUAUGGUGAAAGAAUACAUCCAAUUUGUGGGCUGCAGGUCUCCAGGACCAGUGUCGGCGCGACAACCGAAAAAACUAAUAUAUAUGAAUAAUAAUAAUAAGGGCGAACGUAUCCGACCUGGAAGAGCUCAUUCUUUCGUUGAGAAGGUUAAGAAGUUGGAGAAUGAAAUAGCAAAUAAGAAUCAAGCAACCAUGGGAAAAGUCCUCACUGAUUAUAAGAAAACCAUGCAAUUUGACAACGACAGGAGGAAAUUACUGGAACCUAAAUGGCAUGUUCUCAAACUUUUAGGGAAAGGAGCUACAGCUGAAGUUUUCACGGCUUUACAUCUGAAAUCGCAGAAGUUGCUCGCUGUCAAGAUAAUGAAGCACAUGAGCAACAAUGAUCCCACUUUCCGGAAUGAAGUCGAAGUAAUGAAAAGACUUGAUCAUCAGCAUUUGGUCAAAUACAUCGAUCAUCAAUAUUAUCCGCAGACUGGAGAAUCUCAUCUGGCUAUGGAGUUAUGCUUCGACAACUUGGCAACUCUUUGUGAAGGUCCUAUAGCCAUCAAAGAUAUUCGUACAUGUACAAACAGCUUAUUACAAGCUGUAGUUUAUCUUCACGAGCGCUCAAUUGUCCACCGAGAUAUAAAACCUGCAAAUAUCUAUUUUGAUAAACUGCAGCAGUUGAAACUUGGAGAUUUUGGUGUAUCGAUUUCUUUGAGGAGCAAUAAGACAAUGCAAGGUGAAAUAAUGAAGUUUGUUGGCACACCUUCUUUCAUGGCUCCUGAGGUAGUUACCUAUGGAGGCAGGGAUGAGAAAGAAGAAUUGAUUGGGUAUGGUCGUGCAGUUGAUGUCUGGAGUGUAGGUUGUGUGCUUCUGAACAUGAUAACAUCAGAGGUACCCUGGAAGGGCUAUGACUCUUUUCAACUAAGGUACGCCCUUGGAAUGGGUAAUCUUCCGAAUAUGAAGAAAGUGGUCAAUGAGAAAGAAAAAGAUUUCUUAAGCAAAUGCCUUGUUUCCAAUCCCGCUCUCAGAAAAAAAGCUGCCGAGCUUCUGAAAGAAGAUUUUGUAAACUUAGACGUAGAUUAUGAAAGUACUCAGGUUGUAGAUAGAUGA